Molecule: messenger RNA, 1277 nt
Organism: Podospora pseudopauciseta
Lineage: Eukaryota; Fungi; Ascomycota; Sordariomycetes; Sordariales; Podosporaceae
Gene: ATX1
Product: Cytosolic copper metallochaperone
Exons: 2
Coding region: 789-1088 (99 amino acids)
Biological process (GO): copper ion transport
Cellular component (GO): cytosol
Molecular function (GO): copper chaperone activity; metal ion binding
Source: RefSeq, a predicted model, not a curated record
UUCAAAGUGAGUCAGAUAUGAGCAUGUUUCAAGUUCUGGGCAAAGGUGUGGAUAGAGGGGGAAUUGCGUUUGGCGAGAUAAUCCAAGGCCUUUUGAUAUUUGGGGUCUUCAUAGCGGGGUACUCAGCAAAGGCAAUGCGAUACCUCGAACAAGCUUUGGAGCUCAAGACCUCAAGCUUGCAGCACAGAGGAACAUUAAUAAUCCUCACCAACUAAAGCAGCCAGCAAAGAUUCCCAUCGCGUGCAAUCACAAAAGGCGCAAUCGCAAUCUGGUCCCUCUCUCAGGUCUCUCGAGCCUUUUUCCCCGCUGGCGUCAUCUUGAUUUAUCAUUCUGCCCCGCCUUUCCCUCCCACCCCCCCCCUCCUCCCGUCCUCCACCAUCGCAUCUCGUCUCACGCAACCAAGUACCAUCCGUAGCUUUGUAACCACUACCGCCGCAACCACAAACCUCCCUCCCAUCUCAUGUGCAAGUGCGUACGUAGACUAGCUGCGCGCCGUUCAACCCGUUAAAUUUCCCGCCAUUUCCGUGCCUGAGACACACACAAGCGGUUAUAUAUAGCAACAGCACCACCACCACCACCACCGCCAAAUUCACGUUGUCUUCAACCUUAAAUAACAUAACCAAGUGCCCACCCACCACCCUCCACCACUCCCCCGUUUUAUCUCUUUCUCCAAACCUUCUCACAACCAAAAAAACGUACCGCGCUACUCCUACCCCUAAAACGCCAAUUACCUCACCAACACCCCUAAUUCCUCGCAUCGUUGAACGAACCGAAAAACAAAACAUAAAAUGGCCGACGUUGCUACCGCCGCCACUCCCGAUGUCCCCACCGGACAGGAGCACAAGUACCACUUUAACAUUGUCAUGAGCUGCGGCGGCUGCUCCGGUGCUGUAGACAGGGUUUUGAAGAAGCUCGAGGGCGUCAAAUCCUACACCGUCUCCCUCGAAACCCAAACAGCCACCGUCAUCGCAGAGGACUCCCUCCCCUACGAAAAAGUCCUCAAGACCAUCGCCAAGACGGGCAAAAAAGUCACAAAGGGCGAGGCCGACGGCGAGGAGAGGAGCGUCGAGGUUCCCAAGGAUGAGUAGAGCUCUUCGUUGGGGAAGCUUUGAACACUCCUCUGGUCCAAGGGAAACGAAGUUGAGGUUAUGAAAGAAAGGAGGGGGAACACACGACUAAAGAAGGGAGGAGGGAGGGGGAGGGGUUGUGGGAUGGAGAACCGAUCGUGUUCCCAACGAGAAAGGAAGCUGAACAUCGACUAGGUUGAAGAGGAGAGG